AUGAAGUCUAUACACUGGUCCUUCACAUUCCUGUUCCUCUUCCUUCUCACCUUUACCCCAUCUUUCUCUGACUUGGUAGACAUCAACUUGUCGGCACCAGUAAUAAUUGGAGAAGGAACUUUACAAAUUCAAUACUCUGUAUACAGAGAGCUUGGCUAUACAUAUGAAAUCACAAACCUCACAAUAUUCCUCAAGCCACUUUCUGGAACCUCCGCUCCUUAUACGAUCGCAAGCACAGCUCCACUCUAUAGCCUGGGCAAUACCAACACGACAAAUACAGUCAGUUACCAACUGCCGCCUGAAUCGUUCGGUAAUUCAUACAACGUUGAAUUCGUUGAGCUAUAUCGAACGGUAGCAACCGGAAUGAUGAGCACUGCGAUUGCAGAUGUGCGAUUAGAUGUUCCGAGCAAAACGGUCUCGGAUACGAAAACGCUUAUAAGUUCGGGGAUGACAAUUGUUGUAUCGACUCUUGUACCUCCGUUAACAACAGUGUUUACCACUGUCACAAAUGGACAAACUUCGAUUUACAGUUCUACGGUGCCGGCGAGUGUGAUGACUGUUACUCUUGGUAGCCCUACCGUAACGAAAGCCACUAAUCAGCCUGGAUCUUCAAAUGGCGGAGGAUGCGUGGUUCCGGAAGGCAAGACAUUCGUGUGGACGAUGAUAAGUGUUUGGUUAGGAUAUUUGGUGGCAGAGACGUUUAUAUAA
Messenger RNA from Paraglomus occultum, 708 nucleotides. The record is from the annotation of a GenBank genome assembly. Lineage: Eukaryota; Fungi; Glomeromycota; Glomeromycetes; Paraglomerales; Paraglomeraceae.